Dipodomys spectabilis (banner-tailed kangaroo rat) is the source of this 4398-nucleotide messenger RNA. It is a transcript of the gene Cdc73, whose product is annotated as cell division cycle 73. The coding region runs from base 72 to 1667 and encodes 531 amino acids. The transcript has 17 exons. Gene Ontology annotation, biological process: positive regulation of transcription elongation by RNA polymerase II; transcription elongation by RNA polymerase II. Gene Ontology annotation, cellular component: Cdc73/Paf1 complex. Gene Ontology annotation, molecular function: RNA polymerase II complex binding. Lineage: Eukaryota; Metazoa; Chordata; Mammalia; Rodentia; Heteromyidae. The record is from RefSeq and is a predicted model, not a curated record.
CGGGGAGGCGGCGGCCGGCGCGCUGACGGCGGCGGCGGCGCCCGGGCCGGGCGGCGGCGAGGGGGGGGAAGAUGGCGGACGUGCUCAGCGUCCUGCGACAGUACAACAUCCAGAAGAAGGAGAUCGUGGUGAAGGGGGACGAGGUGAUCUUCGGCGAGUUCUCCUGGCCCAAGAACGUCAAGACCAACUACGUGGUGUGGGGGACCGGGAAGGAAGGCCAGCCCAGAGAAUACUACACAUUGGACUCCAUCUUAUUUCUGCUUAAUAAUGUGCACCUUUCUCAUCCAGUUUAUGUUCGACGUGCAGCUACUGAAAAUAUCCCUGUGGUUAGAAGACCUGACCGAAAAGAUCUCCUUGGGUAUCUCAAUGGUGAAGCAUCAACGUCGGCAAGUAUAGACAGAAGUGCCCCCCUGGAAAUAGGUCUUCAGAGAUCCACUCAAGUCAAACGAGCUUCAGAUGAAGUUUUAGCAGAAGCAAAGAAACCACGAAUUGAGGAUGAAGAGUGUGUGCGCCUUGAUAAAGAGAGACUGGCUGCCCGGCUGGAGGGCCAUAAAGAAGGAAUUGUGCAGACUGAGCAGAUCAGGUCUUUGUCUGAAGCUAUGUCAGUGGAAAAAAUUGCUGCAAUCAAAGCCAAAAUUAUGGCUAAGAAAAGAUCUACUAUCAAGACUGAUCUAGAUGAUGAUAUAACUGCCCUUAAACAGAGGAGUUUUGUGGAUGCUGAGGUGGACGUGACCCGAGAUAUUGUCAGCAGAGAGAGGGUGUGGAGGACGCGAACAACUAUCUUACAGAGCACAGGAAAGAACUUUUCCAAGAAUAUUUUUGCAAUUCUUCAAUCUGUAAAAGCCAGAGAAGAAGGGCGGGCACCUGAGCAGCGACCAGCUCCAAAUGCAGCACCUGUGGAUCCCACAUUGCGCACUAAGCAGCCUAUCCCAGCUGCCUACAAUAGAUAUGACCAGGAAAGAUUCAAAGGGAAAGAAGAAACUGAAGGCUUUAAAAUCGACACCAUGGGUACCUACCACGGCAUGACUCUGAAGUCUGUAACGGAAGGUGCAUCUGCCCGUAAGACUCAAACUCCUGCAGCCCAGCCUGUACCAAGGCCAGUUUCUCAAGCAAGACCUCCUCCAAAUCAGAAGAAAGGAUCACGGACACCCAUUAUCAUAAUACCUGCUGCUACCACUUCUUUAAUUACCAUGCUUAAUGCGAAAGACCUUCUGCAGGAUUUGAAAUUUGUUCCAUCGGAUGAAAAGAAGAAACAAGGCUGUCAACGAGAAAAUGAAACUCUGAUACAGAGAAGAAAAGAUCAGAUGCAGCCAGGGGGUGCUGCAGUUAGCGUCACUGUACCGUAUAGAGUGGUAGACCAGCCCCUUAAACUUAUGCCUCAGGACUGGGACCGAGUUGUAGCAGUGUUUGUUCAAGGUCCUGCGUGGCAGUUCAAAGGCUGGCCAUGGCUUUUGCCUGAUGGAUCACCAGUCGACAUAUUUGCUAAAAUUAAAGCCUUCCAUCUCAAAUAUGAUGAAGUUCGUCUAGAUCCAAAUGUUCAGAAAUGGGACGUCACGGUAUUAGAACUCAGCUAUCACAAACGCCAUCUGGACAGACCAGUUUUCUUGCGGUUCUGGGAAACCUUGGAUAGGUACAUGGUGAAGCAUAAAUCCCACUUGAGAUUCUGAGUUACUUGGUUCCUCCCUCCUCUUCUGAAAAGCUGAGUUAAGAAGCAAUGGAAUACCUUGACCUAGAGACUGGGUUCAGCUUUAUGAAUUCGGCGAUGAACUUGGAAGUGCCAGGACUCGCGCUGACGCUUUGUGCUGCAGAGCGGCGGUGGCCGUCAUCCGUAUCAGCAAACUUUUUGGCUUACAGCUAUUUUUUUAAUAUUAGCCUUCUAGUCUGUAAUGAAAAUUGUAUAUUUUGAUAGAAGUUUUUUCUCUAUUGGUUAAAUUAGCAUUACUUAAAGUUUGUUUCUUUAGAAAUACAGGUUAUAAAUGUGUGUAUAUUUAGAGGUUAUAAGGCUUCCUAAGCCAUCCUGCUUCUGAUUUUUCAUUGCUCUAUGAUCCCUUCCACGGAAAAUACUGUGUUAAGUAAGAGUGGUAUUAAAUGUUAGACUUUGGAAACUUAAAAGACACAUAAAAAGGGAUGUGACUAUUUUGAAUGAAUCAAAAUGUCAGCCUGUACAUCUAUACUUUAUUUAAAAAGGAAUAAUGAAAAAUCAAGAACAAUUCUUCGUCUUUGGUUGAACUGUUCAGACUUUUUUUUCUUUUAUAAAUGAAUAUAUUGAAUGAAUGUACAUUCUUCUCACUGACUUUGAUGAUUUUAAAACUUAGAAUGAUAUAUUUGUAUCUGGGAUAUCUUUCCACUUGGAAAAUCUCAAAACAGAUUUAAAACGUAAUAGGCUUGUAGGGGUUUUUAUUGGGGGAGCUAGAGUAUGAUUUGGGGAAGAAUGAGUAUCAGUCCUAUUGCAGUGUAUCUUUAACUUUCUGUUGUUUCUCAUAAGUCCACUUUUGAUCGUUACUUUAUAUGGUAUAGGAUUUCAAGUCUUCUAUUUCUAGGCAGGUCAGUUUUGGUCUUAGCUUUCAUUAUCCGUAUAUACUGAUAAACUCCCAGCCACCAAAGAACAUAUUUGCUCAAGUGUCUGAACAGAAACAAGAUAAAAAAAAACAAAAACACUGGUAUUUUUAUGUGUGUAUUCAAUAUGCUAUAAAAUAUAAAACGUAUUUUAACUUAGUGAAUAUUUUACUAUUUCUACUUCAGGCAGUGUUGUGUCCAAGGUACAGGAGUGGCCCAGUUCCUUGAGUCCCGACUUUGGCUUCCACUGCUGUAGAACGGCUGGGAACUUCCUGCCUUGUUUCCUUGUUUUUGCCCUUAGAACUACUGCUGUCCGUUCGCUCUUAGGUUUUUUCCUCUCUAGAGAUACUGUCUUAGGCUAGCUUUUUUUCUUUUUCUUUUUCUUUUAAACAGCUAGCUCUUUCUUAUCUACUCAGCUGACAUUACCUUGUGUUCUUUUUGCAAUUUAACGCUAUCAUAAAGCUUAGAAGCAAUCAUUUUUUAUUUUUAAAGCAGCCACACAGAUCCAUACCAAUAAAACCUGGAACCAGUAUGAAUUCAGAUGGAAUUCACAGGGCUCUUCAGAAGAAAAGCAGUCAACAUUUUAAAUGACAGGCUUUAGUGUAUUUGUAAGAUUUGAACAGUGUGCUUACAUUUUCCCCUUCUUUGCACUUGCUCCUUGAAUAAAAGAAACUCACUUUGUUCACAUUAGAAUUUCUCAGCAUAUAAAUCUGUUCUCAAAUUAUGUAUUGUGUAAACUUUCUCCAUGUGGACAUUUUUAGGGACAGACUCUGUAGUACUUUAACGUACGGUUACCCCUGUUAGGACUACUGCAAGUGGACGCGAACUACCUUUCCAUAAAGACUUUUGGUAUUUAUACUUGUAUAUGAAAUUCACUUGAUACAGAGUAUGGUUAAAACUAACAUCUACUUUGAACAAGGUUUAUUUUUCUAUUUUAAAUUUGCCUUAUGUAUAUUCAAAAACUUCUGGAAAUACUGUAUGGAACGUGAGGUAAAGUACAACUAUGCUAUGCCAUGUGUUUUUAAAUCAGACCCGUCAUAUGUAAUUGGGUUUCUUCUUCAGUUUGGAAGAAAAUUAAGGAAUUAGGUCCGUGUAAUUAAUUUCAUAUCAAUUAUUUAAACAAAAACACAACCCAGACUCUAAGCUAAUCAUUUUCUCAUGACCGUCCUAUAGCAGCACCUAACACAGUGCCUUGCACAUAGUAGGUGUUCAGUAAAUAUAUGUAUGGAAGAAUGGUGUGCUUCCAGUCUAACUGGAGUGUCACGAGCAGCCGGACUGUACUUGGUGUUGGAGUUUGAGAAGGCAGAUUUCCAGGGAACAAGGAGGCACACGUUGGUCAGCUGAUGGAAAUCAAAUGAUAAACCUGACUCACCCAGGGGCUGCCAUUAACGGAGGCACCCUGCCGCCGGCUUUCACCGAGCCCCGGAACUGCGAGGAGAAAGCACGAGUCUCAUCGGGGCUCAGCCCCGACUGCACCGCAGAGUCUCCUGGUGGGGGAGUUUGGGAAAGUAUCUGUGUCUGCAUCCCGACGGGGUUGGGGUGAGACCUGCUCAUCUGUGUGUCACUUCAGUGUGCAGGAAGGAGCGACAAUCAUUGGGUUGACGGGGACAGGAAACAGCAGCAGUAUUAAAUGUUGUGUUUCGUCCCCUCUACUGUCUGUGCCUGUGGUGUGAGCCUUCUUUGUGCUAGCCUGCCCCCCGGGGUGGGCGUACAGCCUAGAUCCCCGGGUGACUAAUUCCCCUCUUAAUUUAUUUAAUCUAGGAGUAUUUUGCUGCUUAAUGUUUAAACACUAAACACUAGACCAUCCCCAGUACUGGAGAUAGUGGCCUAGAUUCUCAAAUG